CUAGCGCCUCUACGAUUGGUGGGCACCGCCAGGGACGGUGACGACCGUGCCGCCGGCGGGAAGCUUUAGCCUCGCUAGUGUUCUCCGGCCGGACUCUGCAGGUGUAUCAGGAGUCCGCAUAAGUUGCCAGGUGGCUGUCUUUCCCGGGAAGCCGCGCGCGGUGUGGGAGCGCACAGCGCAGAACUCGGAUCCCAGCAUGUCGUCGCCGGCGUCGACCCCCAGCCGCCGCAGCAGCAGCCGGCGCGGAUUGGCCACCCCCGCCCAGACGCCCCGAAACGAGGAUGCCAGGUCAUCUCCCUCUCAGAGACGCAGAGGCGAGGAUUCCACUAGCACUGGAGAGUUGCAGCCGAUGCCUCCCUCACCUGGUGUGGACCUGCAGAGCCCUGCAGCCCAGGAUGUCUUGUUUUCCAGCCCUCCACAGAUGCAUUCCUCAGCUAUUCCUCUGGACUUUGAUGUUAGCUCACCACUGACAUAUGGCACUCCCAGCUCUCGAGUAGAGGGAACCCCAAGGAGUGGGGUUAGAGGCACACCUGUGAGGCAGAGGCCUGACCUGGGCUCUGCUCGAAAAGGUCUGCAGGUGGAUCUGCAGUCUGAUGGGGCAGCAGCGGAAGAUAUAGUGGCGAGUGAACAGUCUCUAGGCCAAAAACUUGUUAUCUGGGGAACAGAUGUAAAUGUAGCAACAUGCAAAGAAAGUUUUCAGAGAUUUCUUCAGCGUUUUAUUGACCCUCUGGCUAAAGAAGAAGAAAACGUUGGCAUAGAUAUCACUGAACCUUUGUACAUGCAACGACUUGGGGAGAUUAAUGUUAUUGGGGAGCCAUUUUUAAAUGUAAACUGUGAACACAUAAAAUCAUUUGAUAAGAAUUUGUAUAGGCAGCUCAUCUCCUACCCACAGGAAGUUAUCCCAACCUUUGACAUGGCUGUUAACGAGAUAUUCUUUGAGCGUUACCCUGACUCCAUCUUAGAACAUCAGAUCCAAGUAAGACCAUUCAAUGCAUUAAAGACAAAGAAUAUGAGAAACCUGAAUCCAGAAGACAUUGACCAGCUCAUCACCAUCAGCGGCAUGGUCAUCAGGACAUCCCAGCUGAUACCUGAGAUGCAGGAGGCCUUCUUCCAGUGCCAAGUGUGCUCCCACACGACCCGAGUGGAGAUAGACCGUGGCCGUAUCGCUGAGCCCUGUGCUUGUGGGCGCUGCCACACUACCCACAGCAUGGCGCUGAUCCACAACCGCUCCCUCUUCUCUGACAAGCAGAUGAUCAAACUUCAAGAGUCUCCCGAAGACAUGCCUGCAGGGCAGACGCCACAUACUGUCAUCCUUUUUGCUCACAAUGAUCUUGUGGACAAGGUUCAGCCUGGGGACAGAGUGAAUGUCACAGGCAUCUAUCGAGCAGUACCUAUUCGAGUCAAUCCGAGAGUGAGUAAUGUGAAGUCUGUCUACAAAACCCACAUCGAUGUCAUUCAUUAUCGGAAAACGGAUGCCAAACGGCUCCAUGGUCUUGAUGAAGAAGCUGAACAGAAAUUGUUUUCAGAGAAACGUGUGGAAUUCCUUAAGGAACUUUCUAGGAAACCAGAUAUUUAUGAGAGACUCGCUUCGGCCUUGGCUCCUAGCAUUUAUGAACAUGAAGAUAUAAAAAAGGGAAUCUUGCUUCAGCUCUUUGGUGGAACACGGAAGGAUUUCAGUCACACAGGAAGGGGUAAAUUUCGUGCGGAGAUCAACAUCCUGCUCUGCGGUGACCCUGGCACCAGCAAGUCCCAGCUGCUGCAGUAUGUGUAUAACCUGGUCCCCAGGGGCCAGUACACAUCUGGGAAGGGCUCCAGCGCAGUAGGUCUCACUGCGUAUGUAAUGAAAGACCCUGAGACCAGGCAGCUAGUCCUGCAGACAGGUGCUCUUGUCCUCAGUGACAAUGGCAUCUGCUGUAUCGACGAGUUUGACAAAAUGAAUGAAAGUACAAGGUCAGUGCUGCACGAAGUCAUGGAGCAGCAGACUCUCUCCAUUGCAAAGGCUGGGAUCAUCUGUCAGCUCAAUGCACGCACCUCUGUUCUGGCAGCAGCAAAUCCUGUUGAGUCUCAGUGGAAUCCAAAAAAAACAACCAUUGAAAACAUCCAGCUACCUCACACGUUGUUGUCAAGGUUUGAUCUGAUCUUCCUCAUGCUAGACCCUCAGGAUGAGGCAUACGACAGGCGUCUGGCUCACCACCUGGUCUCGCUGUACUACCAGAGUGAGGAGCAGGUGGAGGAGGAGUUCUUGGACAUGGCGGUGCUAAAGGACUACAUCGCUUAUGCUCACAGCACCAUCAUGCCCAGGCUCAGCGAGGAGGCCAGCCAGGCUCUUAUUGAGGCUUAUGUGGACAUGAGGAAGAUUGGUAGUAGCCGAGGAAUGGUUUCUGCAUACCCUCGACAGCUGGAGUCAUUAAUUCGUUUAGCAGAAGCCCAUGCUAAAGUACGAUUUUCACACAAAGUUGAAGCAAUUGAUGUGGAAGAGGCAAAACGCCUCCACAGGGAGGCUCUGAAGCAAUCUGCAACUGACCCCCGGACUGGCAUUGUGGACAUAUCUAUUCUUACUACAGGAAUGAGUGCCACCUCUCGGAAACGGAAACAAGAAUUAGCUGAAGCAUUGAAGAAACUUAUUUUAUCUAAAGGCAAAACACCAGCUCUAAAAUACCAGCAACUUUUUGAAGAUAUUCGGGGACAAUCUGACAUAGCAAUUACCAAAGAUAUGUUUGAAGAAGCCCUGCGUGCCUUGGCUGAUGACGACUUCUUAACAGUGACUGGGAAAACUGUCCGCUUGCUCUAAGGCUGCUCUGAGCUGUGCUGCUCCUGGCACCUGCCUGUGCAUGUGAGCAGCCUACAGGUGGUCAGUGGCCACUGCUGCAAAUAGAUUCUGAAAAGUGUUUUUCAGCUCCAUAAGUUUCUAACCUGAGUUCAAUUUUUUGAGUAAGGGUAUGUUUUCAUUUUUUAACAUUUUAAAUAAAACUCCUGUGCCAAUUUAUAAACAUAUACAGCAGAGAUUGUUUUCCUGAAGUGCUGUCUUUUAGCAGCAGGGCCUUUUAUUUGUAUGUGUGCACAGAGAACAGCAUGUCAGUCUUUGGACAGGUGGUCUGAGUUUUGCUGGACAUGGUAAUGGCAGAACCAUCAGUGAGUGUGCUUGAGGGUUUUGCAAUGAGAGAGAACAGAAUGUGGCCAGGGUUUGCCAUCUAGUGUGACGUGAGAAAGGGCUAGAGCCUUUGUCCCUUUUUAGGCACUUGAAUAUACUUCUAUUUAGAAGUUUUUUCUUGUGGCUACUAUUAGAUCAGGAAUGUGUGAUUGGAAAUGAUUAGAUUCCAGAUUAACUUCUGCUUUACCUUUAUGUGUAAAACUUUACUAAAUAAAUGAUAGAAUAAAAAAUA
This is a messenger RNA of Heterocephalus glaber (naked mole-rat), 3383 nucleotides long. It is a transcript of the gene Mcm4, whose product is annotated as minichromosome maintenance complex component 4. The record is from RefSeq and is a predicted model, not a curated record. NCBI's taxonomy places the organism in Eukaryota, Metazoa, Chordata, Mammalia, Rodentia, Bathyergidae. Gene Ontology annotation, biological process: DNA strand elongation involved in DNA replication; double-strand break repair via break-induced replication; mitotic DNA replication initiation. Gene Ontology annotation, cellular component: nucleus; MCM complex. Gene Ontology annotation, molecular function: single-stranded DNA binding; single-stranded DNA helicase activity; ATP binding.